AUGGUGGACACUGCCUCGAAGCAUCGAGCUGAGUUUGCCUUUGCUCAGCUUGAGAACGAGAGAUCUCUGACAUCUCUUCGUGACGAGCUAAGGGUAGCUCGUGGGAUUGUUGAUCGGUCUCGGGAUCAGAUAGCUGCUCUUCAGACCCUUGUUGAUGCCCACCAUCGGGAGCACAAGGCUCUCUGCGAGAUGCUUGAGCGCAAGGGCGUUCUUCAUCGGAAGAAGCAGCGUACUGAUGGUACGGCUUAA
Messenger RNA from Peronospora matthiolae, 249 nucleotides. The record is from the annotation of a GenBank genome assembly. NCBI's taxonomy places the organism in Eukaryota, Oomycota, Peronosporomycetes, Peronosporales, Peronosporaceae.